ACAGCGAAGCCCAAGUUGCCGAGCGAGCGGAGCGCUCUCGCGGCCCCGGAGCCCGAGUGGCCGCCGUGCCCGGGAGCCCGACCCGGCCCCGCCCGCUUGGGCCCCCUCGGGCCCAGGCCUCCGGGAGGGGGGCGGGGACGCCCAACUUGGGGCGCGGCGCAGCCCCGCUCUCCCGAGAUCGCAGAGCCCGGGAGCGCCACGGCCGCGGCCAGACGGCGGGAGCCGAGCGCGGAGACCGGAGGCGGCCGGCGGCUCCCGAGCUGCUGCUCCGGCCUCGGCAAGAGCGCGAAUUAUUUUCAAAGGACUCAAACUUUCCUCCUUCCCCUGCUGGCUGCGGUCCCUCUUGCUUUGGAAUCGUUCUCCGGGUUCCCGCGGGGGCGCCGGGACGCGAUCGCCUCCCUCGGAUUCCUCGGCGGCGGCUCAGCCAACUUCGUGGACCCGGGGACCCGGAGUGCUCGCCCCGGGGCCGAAUCCAGUCCUCGCUGCUCCCGCUCUCGACAAGACCGGGAUCCGGGGCGCCCUAGCCUCCGGAAAGGGCGCCAGCCCCAUUCCCUUGGGUCGGGCUGCCGAGCCCUCCGCACCCACUGCAGGACUGGAGCCAGCGGGUUAACCUCCCGGCCUGGAUCCACCGAGGGGCGUCCCCUGGGCGGGGAACGACAAGUUUGUCAGGCAUCUGUGGCCUGUUGGAUCCGAGCGCGGCCGCCGCAGCAGAGAGGUCCUCCGCGCUCAGCACCCUCGGCAGACAGCCCUGGGGACCCGGGGCUGCUAGGUGGCCGAGCUUUCUGGACCAGGGAGCUGGUUGCUGCGCCCGGUGCGCAGAGGCACCAGGGUCUGGGCCAGCGCCCCCAGCGUCCCCACCCGGGCAGCCGCCCUGUGGGAAGAGGAUAGAGCCGAGUCGCCUCCUGCUCAAGACUCCUGCUCUCGGUCGCGUCUCAGGGAAAAGGAGGGAAGGCAGAGGGCAUCGAGGUGCCCCGGCGGAUGCGCCCCCCGCCGCCUCUCAGGCUGCGCCGCCUCGCGGGGAUGAAGCACUGGCCGUGAAGAUGGAGGUGACCUGCCUUCUACUUCUGGCGCUGAUCCCCUUCCACUGUCGGGGACAAGGAGUCUACGCCCCAGCCCAGGCCCAGAUCGUGCACGCAGGGCAGGCCUGUGUGGUGAAGGAGGAUAAUAUCAGCGAGAGAGUCUACACCAUCCGAGAGAGCGACACCCUGGUGCUGCAAUGCCUCGUCACUGGGCACCCCCGGCCCCAGGUGCGGUGGACCAAGACUGCUGGCAGCGCAUCUGACAAGUUCCAGGAGACGUCCGUGUUCAACGAGACGCUGCGGAUCGAGCGCAUCGGCCGCACGCAGGGCGGCCGCUACUACUGCAAGGCAGAGAACGGGGUGGGAGUGCCGGCCAUCAAGUCCAUCCGCGUGGAUGUGCAGUACUUGGAUGAGCCCAUGCUGACGGUACACCAGACAGUGAGCGACGUCCGAGGCAACUUUUACCAGGAGAAGACAGUGUUUCUGCGCUGCACCGUCAGCUCCAACCCACCCGCCCGCUUCAUCUGGAAGAGAGGUUCCGACACCCUCUCCCACAGCCAGGACAAUGGGGUUGACAUCUACGAGCCUCUCUAUACCCAGGGGGAGACAAAGGUCUUGAAGCUGAAGAACCUGCGGCCCCAAGACUAUGCCAGCUACACCUGCCAGGUGUCCGUGCGUAACGUGUGUGGCAUCCCAGACAAGGCCAUCACCUUCCGGCUCACCAACACCACAGCACCGCCAGCCUUGAAGCUGUCUGUGAACGAAACUCUGGUGGUGAACCCUGGGGAGAACGUGACAGUGCGGUGUCUACUGACUGGUGGAGAUCCCCUCCCCCAGCUGCACUGGUCCCACGGACCUGGCCCACUGCCCCUGGGUGCUCUGGCUCAGGGUGGCACCCUCAGCAUCCCUUCAGUGCAGGCCCGGGACUCUGGCUACUACAACUGUACGGCCACCAACAACGUAGGCAACCCAGCCAAGAAGACGGUCAACCUGCUGGUGCGAUCCUUGAAGAAUGCCACAUUCCAGAUCACCCCCGACGUGAUCAAAGAGAGCGAGAACAUUCAACUCGGUCAGGACCUGAAGCUUUCAUGCCACGUGGAUGCGGUGCCCCAGGAGAAGGUGGCCUACCAGUGGUUCAAAAAUGGCAAGCCGGCACGCAUGUCCAAGCGCCUGUUGGUGACCCGCAAUGACCCUGAGCUGCCCGCCGUCACCAGCAGCCUGGAGCUCAUUGACCUGCACUUCAGUGACUACGGCACUUAUUUGUGCUUGGCUUCUUUCCCAGGAUCACCAGUGCCUGACCUCAGCAUUGAGGUCAACAUCUCCUCCGAGACAGUGCCGCCCACCAUCAGUGUGCCCAAGGGCCGCUCGGUGGUGACAGUGCGCGAGGGCUCUCCUGCCGAGCUCCAGUGUGAAGUGCGCGGCAAGCCCCGGCCGCCGGUGCUGUGGUCCCGCGUGGACAAGGAGGCCGCCCUGCUGCCCUCAGGGCUGGCCCUGGAAGAGACUCCGGAUGGGAAGCUGCGGCUGGAGCGCGUGAGCCGCGACAUGAGCGGCACCUACCGCUGCCAGACGGCGCGUUACAACGGCUUCAACGUGCGAUCCCGGGAGGCUCAGGUGCAGCUGACGGUGCACUUCCCGCCAGAGGUGGAGCCCAGUUCCCAGGACGUGCGCCAGGCGCUGGGCCGGCCGGUGCUCCUGCGCUGCUCGCUCCUGCGCGGCAGCCCCCAGCGCAUCGCCUCGGCCGUGUGGCGCUUCAAAGGACAGCUGCUGCCCCCGCCGCCCGUUGUCCCUGCCGCCGCCGCCGAGGCCACCGAUCACGCCGAGCUGCGCCUGGACGCCCUGACCCGGGACAGCAGCGGCAGCUACGAGUGCAGCGUCUCCAACGACGUGGGCUCAGCCACCUGCCUCUUCCAGGUCUCGGCCAAAGCCUACAGCCCGGAGUUUUACUUCGACACCCCCAACCCCACCCGCAGCCACAAGCUGUCCAAGAACUACUCCUAUGUGCUGCAGUGGACACAGAGGGAGCCGGACGCCGUGGACCCUGUGAUCAACUACAGACUCAGCAUCCGCCAGUUGAACCAGCACAAUGCCUUGGUCAAGGCCAUCCCUGUGCGCCGUGUGGAGAAGGGGCAGCUGCUGGAGUACAUCCUGACUGACCUUCGUGUGCCCCACAGCUAUGAGAUCCGCCUCACACCCUACACCACCUUUGGGGCUGGUGACAUGGCUUCCCGAAUCAUCCACUACACAGAGCCCAUCAACUCGCCCAACCUAUCAGACAACACCUGCCACUUCGAGGAUGAGAAGAUCUGCGGUUACACCCAGGAUCUGACAGACAACUUUGACUGGACUCGGCAGAAUGCUCUUACCCAGAAUCCCAAGCGUUCUCCUAAUACUGGUCCCCCUACCGACAUCAGUGGCACCCCUGAAGGCUAUUACAUGUUCAUUGAGACAUCCAGACCCCGGGAGCUGGGGGACCGAGCAAGGCUGGUGAGUCCCCUGUACAAUGCCAGCGCCAAGUUCUACUGUGUCUCUUUCUUCUACCACAUGUAUGGGAAACACAUCGGCUCCCUCAACCUUCUGGUGCGGUCCAGGAACAAAGGCGCUCUAGAUACACAUGCCUGGUCCCUCAGUGGCAAUAAGGGCAAUGUGUGGCAGCAGGCCCAUGUGCCCAUCAACCCCAGUGGGCCUUUCCAGAUUAUUUUUGAGGGGGUUCGAGGCUCGGGCUACCUGGGGGAUAUUGCCAUAGAUGAUGUCACAUUGAAGAAGGGAGAAUGUCCCCGGAGGCAGAUGGAUCCCAACAAAGUGGUGGUGAUGCCAGGCAGCGGAGCCCCCAGCCUGUCCAGCCUGCAGCUUUGGGGAUCCAUGGCCAUCUUCCUCUUGGCAUUGCAGAGAUGAUGAGAGCUGUGUGGCCCCUACCCCACCCUGCCCCCGGCACACCAAAGUGUCCACAUCGUACCAAAGACUGACCCCUGCCAGCCGGGGUGCCCAGGGGCGGGGCCGGCCCGCCAGGGAGGGGGCCUUCAUUGGCUGCAAGGAUGAUCGGAGAACACGGACAGAGGCCAGGCCAGGCUCUGAUGGUUGUUCAACACACACACACACACACACACACACACACACACACACACACACACACAGAGAUAUAUUAAAGCACAAGUUUCUAUCCGACCUGCCAGCACCUUCUUUACUAUGGAGACAAGGGACUUACCUGGAUGGCGCCCGACACCUCCGAGGACCUUGGUGCCACGCUGGCCUCAUCUUGGCUACACUGCACUGUUUCUGACCUUGCCCUGUCCCCUGACUCCAGGCCGAACUCCAGCCCAGAGGCUUGCCAGAAGGGAGCUGGAUGUGGGCACACACAUCAGACUUGUGCUGCUCAGAUGGUGGUCACAGGGGUCAGAGGCAGGCCAGGUGGGACCUCUCUGACUGAGAAGGAAGGGGUACCUGCUGAAGACAGCUGUCCCCAGAGUGUGGAGACAGGCUGGAUGGGUGAGGUUCCAGUCAACUCAGAUCAUCCUGUCCCUGAGAUGUCAAUACCCCCCCCCCUCCCCACUGUGCCCACUUGGAACGGACCCAGCACAGGGCUUAGGGUAUGUGCAGUGUGAGGACUGAGCCUCCCAUCCUGCCCCCACUCCAGAUAGUCCUAGCUUGGGACUUCUGGAGAAGCUGGGCGUGUGAGAGGUGUCCAUGCCAUGUUCCCAGGUGGGGCUUGGCUUUGAGAGGAACAGAGUCUUCCCCUCCUGCCUCUUGUGAUUCCAUGUUCCCACAGAGAACCAUGAACUCAUGAGUGGAGUGGAUCCCCUGGUUCUUAGGUAUUUAGUCUGACAGGGAGUUCGGGAAGGAGGGGCCCAAGGAGGAUAGGACACUGUCUAGUCAGCCCGGGAGCUCUGGGGUGAUGGAUGGAGAUGGCUGUGUCUCUUUGUUCCCUGGGAGCUGGGGAGAGCUUUGCCCUUGGAGCUUGAAAUUGAUGGGAUAGGAUCUAGAACUUUCCUCUUUGUUCCACUUUACCCCCUGCCCAGCUUCUGUGGGAGAGCAGAAUCCUAGCCCCUUCUUGAAUGAGUCUAUACACGCGCAUGUGGUGUGUCUGUGUGUCUCUGAAUGUGUAAGAGAGAGAGAGAG
Molecule: messenger RNA, 5132 nt
Organism: Onychomys torridus (southern grasshopper mouse)
Lineage: Eukaryota; Metazoa; Chordata; Mammalia; Rodentia; Cricetidae
Gene: Mdga1
Product: MAM domain containing glycosylphosphatidylinositol anchor 1
Exons: 17
Coding region: 1041-3911 (956 amino acids)
Biological process (GO): synapse organization; homophilic cell-cell adhesion
Cellular component (GO): axon; neuronal cell body; plasma membrane
Molecular function (GO): protein binding; axon guidance receptor activity
Source: RefSeq, a predicted model, not a curated record